GGUAAGAUGGCGGAACUGGGGAAGAAGUACUGCGUGUACUGCUUGGCUGAGGUGAGCUCGCUCCGUUUCCGUUGCACCGAGUGCGCCGACAUCGAGCUCUGCCCAGACUGCUUUUCGGCCGGCGCCGAGAUCGGGCCGCACCGCCGAUGGCACGGCUACCAGCUGGUGGACGGCGGCCGCUUCACCCUCUGGGGGGCCGAGGCCGAGGGCGGCUGGAGCAGCCGGGAGGAGCAGCUACUGCUGGACGCGAUCGAGCAGUUCGGCUUCGGCAACUGGGAGGAUAUGGCUGCUCAUGUUGGAGCAUCCCGAACUCCCCAGGAAGUGAUGGAACACUAUGUAAGCAUGUAUAUCCAUGGCAACCUUGGAAAAGCCUGCAUCCCUGACAGUAUACCUAACAGAGUGACAGAUCAUACUUGUCCCAGUGGUGGCCCACUUUCUCCUAGCCUGACCACACCCCUCCCUCCUUUGGACAUAUCAGUGGCGGAACAGCAGCAGUUGGGAUAUAUGCCACUUCGAGAUGACUAUGAGAUUGAGUAUGACCAAGAUGCGGAGACUCUGAUCAGUGGCCUUUCAGUGAAUUAUGAUGAUGAUGAUGUGGAAAUAGAAUUAAAAAGAGCCCACGUUGAUAUGUAUGUAAGAAAACUUAAGGAGAGGCAACGGAGGAAAAACAUUGCACGAGAUUAUAAUCUGGUACCUGCCUUUCUUGGGAAGGAUAAAAAGGAGAAGGAAAAAGCUCCAAAACGGAAGAUCACAAAAGAAGAAAAGGAGUUGAGGCUAAAACUGAGGCCUCUCUAUCAAUUCAUGUCUUGUAAGGAGUUUGAAGACUUCUUUGAAAACAUGCACAAAGAGAGGGUACUUCGAGCAAAGAUUCGAGAACUGCAGCGGUAUCGUCGAAAUGGAAUCACCAAAAUGGAAGAGUCAGCAGAAUAUGAGGCAGCUAGACACAAACGGGAGAAGAGGAAGGAGAAUAAAAAUAUAGCCAAUUCCAAGAGAGGAAAGGAAGAUGGUAAGGAUGGGGAAUUUGCUGCAAUUGAAAAUCUGCCUGGCUUUGAGCUCCUAUCAGACAGAGAAAAGGUGCUCUGUAGCUCUCUAAAUCUGAGUCCGGCACGUUAUGUGACUGUGAAAACUAUAAUUAUUAAAGACCAUCUCCAAAAAAGACAGGGUAUUCCCUCAAAAAGUCGCCUUCCCAGUUAUUUGGACAAGGUACUAAAGAAAAGGAUUUUAAACUUCCUAACAGAAAGUGGUUGGAUAUCUAGGGAUGCUUCAUGAAACUCAUCUGAUUUGAAAGCUGAGUCAAUGUGAACAAAUGGCUCAUCGUGGGCCAAAUGACUCUGUUACUUUCUCUCCCUCCCCAAAGAUAGGAUUUUUUCCUGUAAAACAUGAGUAUUUACAAUCCUCUGUCCAAAAGGAUGCUCUCACAUUGGAUCAUGGAAAAUACCAAACUGUAAUUACUUGUGUGAUCAUAAGGUUAAGUACUUUAAGAUAAAGGAUUUGCCGUGAAAUAUUCAUUGCAGAAUGAGAUGGAUCAGAUUUCAUCUCUUUUGGAAUAUUAUUGGAAUGGAUAUGUUCUUAUUUUGAUUUAUUCAAAUCCAGUAGCCCAAGGCUAGUUGUUACACACUCUGCUGUUGGACAGAAGGGUUAUUAGUGCAACACAUGCUUGUUUUGGGGUGGGAGAUGGAAGCAUUCAUUUGGUGGAGCCUGUCUUGUAUCUCUCUCUCUCUUCAUGGUGCUGGUAGCCAAAUUAAACUUACAAAAAUUCUGAGCUUUGAAGUACAGAACACUUGAAGUGAGCAUUUUUGUGAAUAGUGCUUAGCUUCCAGCACUCUUUACUCAGUAACAAGGACCUGUAUUGUGGUAGAGUGAUGUGAGAACAUAUAGAAAAUGCAAGAGGAGGUGAGUCAACAGGAUGAGACAGGGACAUGGAAUAUGGUGGUUAAGUUGCUUCCAGUCACUUCCCUCAUGGAGCAGAUUCUUAAAAACUUAUUUUCACACUGAAUUGCCUCUUAGGCAGAUUACUCCAGGGUCUGUGCUGGCAUAGACCCUGUAAGAAACUUCUGUUGCAGACAGAUAAUUCAGUAGCAACAAAGUUCCCUGCCCCUAGUCUGGGCCUGGGGGCUUAAAUGGUCCAGCGAAAUGUAAUGUUCUUCUGAUUCUGGUCAGUUGUUAAUGUACAUUUUCAUCUAAUACUGAUGUACAAACCACUGACAUAAAAACAUGGGAGCUACUUCAGACUUGCAGCUAAAGUCCCCUGCUCAUUUAAAAAAUAUAUGAAACUAAAUCAAGCCAUUACAUGUUGCUUAUUGCACAUAUUUUGCUUAAAAUACGUUUUGUGACAAAUUCAUUGCAAAUGGCAGCAAAAAUCUUAAUUUGCUUCUUGGUCUAAUUCAGUACAAAUAAUGUGAUAUUCUACUGAAAAUGUGACAUACCAACCUCGUAGGUAGCUUUUGGGGGGGAAAGGUGUGGGGGGUGGUUGGUUUGGUGGGUUUUUUUUUUUUUUAAAUUAUUGUUAAAGGGCUACAGUCCAAGUUUGGUGCUUGCAACUAGCACAAGUUUCUCUAACUCGAGCAUACAAAAAGAAGUAUUUGAUCCAUAAAAUGUUAAUCCUAUAUAUCAAGAUUUUUAAUUGAAGCAGGGAGAGAAUCUGAAGAACUAAAGCAGAAUUUUUAUGGUUACAAGUACCUUACCUGAAUGUAUCAAAUAAAAAAAAAAAUUGGUUAUAGUUGAUAUUCUUGUAAAAUGCAGGGAACUGUGUGCUAUGUAGGGUUUUCUGGGUUUUAUGUUUAAUUCCUUGAUCCCUGUGUUCGUGCUGGCUUUCCUUCCUUAGUGCCCCUGUUUGGAAAGGUCUCUAACAGUAAGCUAACUUGAUACGUUUGGAAUGCAGGCACUCUGAAAACUGGGAUUUGAAGAUUUAUUUAUGAUAACUAGAAAAAAAAAUUGAGCAUUCAGAAUGUCUCAACACUUGUUUUGAUAUUUCAUGCAAUGGACAGAGAAGUAAUCACCAAACCAUGUAAUAUUCUUUCAAGCUGCAGAGUGAAUUCUGAGUGUUCUUAAUUGUCAGUGUAUCCAGCAUUACCAAAACAGUGUUAACAGUGAGUCCUACAAAGAAAAAAAUAUUGGUACAAAAGCCAGCAUUUCCAGGGGAAUCUAUGGUGCCUUUUUCUUUGGAGCUUGGUAUUUUAAGUCUCUUCAGAAAGGCAAGGACUGCGUCCCCAGCUGUGUAAUGCUUUGUCAUAACUGUAAAUGGCUUGUUGUAAAAUACUUAAGACAGAACUGUCAGUCCCACUUUUUUGUUUGCAGUAUGUGACUGCAGUGUGCUCAACAGCUAUGAGAACCACCUCCACUUGCUGUGUGUAUCCUUUUGUGCAUGCACAAGUUCAGAUACUACGAACUGUGAUAAGUUUCCAUGCCCUACUUACAUGGAAAGGAGAAAGAGAUGUUCUCAAGCUGUCUGUUUUCAAGCAUGGUACUGGAUUAGAUGGUUGGUUCUUCUUUUCAAUUUGUAAACUCUUCUUAUCUGGGUGCCAUACCAUCACCAUACAUUCAGUAUUCUGGAAACUCAGCUGCAUAAGUAACUUUUUCAUUUAGUAGGUUUUUUAAAUCUACAUCACUUUUAUACUUCUAAGGUGCUCUGGCACAACUCUUAGUGGGUUUAAUUGAAGCAAUAUUCUGAAGCCCAUCUGAUGGAUAACUAAAAGAAUCAGACUUCUAGGCACUCAUAUGAUUAACUAAACAUUGUAUAAAUCAGUUCUUCUGCAUUUAAACUUUUUGUAGUUUCUGAAUUCCUCAGCCCUUCCAAAAAUGUUCCUUUGGUGCUAGACAUAACUUAUUGAAGAUCUGAAUGAAUGUAAAAUAAAGUAUUUUUAAUGUAUGGAAAUCAUGGAUAUCAGUACUUUAUUUCAAUCCUGGAAGCAGAUUCAAUGAUGCAAGAGUGUUUAUUAGCUUUGAAUGCUAAUCUGUUGGAAAGGGCUUCCCUGGAAGUAAGGUCUCAUUGUCAACUAUCCUUUUAUUUAAAGAUGUCUUGGGCUAGAGCAGGGGUGGCCAACCUGUGGCUCCGGAGGCACAUGCAGCUCUUCAGAAGUUAUGCAGCUCCUUGACUCUGGGGAUGGAGCUACAGGUGCCGCUUUCCAAUGUGCUGAGGGGUGCUCACUGCUCAACCCCUGGCUCUGCCACAGGCCCUCUCCCACUCUGU
This is a messenger RNA of Chelonoidis abingdonii (Abingdon island giant tortoise), 4189 nucleotides long. It is a transcript of the gene TADA2B, whose product is annotated as transcriptional adaptor 2B. Lineage: Eukaryota; Metazoa; Chordata; Testudines; Testudinidae. Gene Ontology annotation, biological process: regulation of transcription by RNA polymerase II; chromatin remodeling. The record is from RefSeq and is a predicted model, not a curated record. Gene Ontology annotation, cellular component: nucleus; SAGA-type complex. Gene Ontology annotation, molecular function: transcription coactivator activity; chromatin binding; zinc ion binding.